AUGGCAGCCAAGAGACCUUCAGACGCUGAACUCACUCAAAAAUACAAUCAAUAUAAAAACGAACUUCAACAGUUGGCACAAAAGAUUGGUGAAUUAGAAUCAGAAGUGGAAGAGCACAAGCUUGUCAUUGACAGUAUCUCGCCACUGGAGCCUGAACGCAAAUGCUUUCGUAUGGUAGGCGGUGUAUUGGUUGAAAGAACCAUCAAAGAGGUUUUACCUGCUCUGGAGACAAAUUACAGUGGUAUCCAACAAGUCAUUGAACAGUUAUUACAGACCUAUAAACGCAAAGAGGAGGAAUUCAUUGAAUUCCAAAAGAAGUUUAACAUUCAAGUUGUAUCCAAACAACAACAAUAA
This is a messenger RNA of Mucor velutinosus, 354 nucleotides long. RefSeq lists its product as uncharacterized. The transcript has 4 exons. The record is from RefSeq and is a predicted model, not a curated record. NCBI's taxonomy places the organism in Eukaryota, Fungi, Mucoromycota, Mucoromycetes, Mucorales, Mucoraceae. Gene Ontology annotation, biological process: protein folding. Bases 1 to 354 code for a protein of 117 amino acids. Gene Ontology annotation, molecular function: protein folding chaperone. Gene Ontology annotation, cellular component: cytoplasm; prefoldin complex.